AUGAAGAGCACAGACAAAAGAGCAGCUUAUAGCGAUGCUCUUAGCGCUGUGCAAAGCAACGAUCAGUUCGUUGCUUUGUGCAGGCGCCAAGAUUUCCACUUUGUGAUGCUGUGGGCACCGACGAUCAAAACUGGGUUCACCGUUGCACUAGUGUACUGUUGUAGUGGCGGUGGUGGUUCUGUGUUGUGCGAUGGUGGUUGCUUCUAUGUUGUGCAGUUGCAGUGGCAUGUUGGUUCUAUGUUGUGUGGUGGUGGUGCUGUGAGGUUAGUGACUUGGCUCGGCCAGUAUAUGCAAGAGCUGGGCUCCCGAGAGGAUCUUGAUCUGGUGUCGAAUCUGUUUGACGCGCCAGUAGAAAGUGUGGAGAAGAUGGAAUCGGAGAAUGAUCUAUUUUCUAAUUAUAUAAUUAUGGAGAAGCUUAGUGCUCAAGAUAUAUAUGAGAUUGAUGACUCUAUUUUCGACAAUGUAGGUAGUAGAAGUGGGGUGUCGAAUAACGACGGUGAACAAAAGAGUGGUGGUGGUGGUGGUGUUGAUAGGUCGAGGCAUAGGCAUAGUAACUCAGUGGAUAGUUUUCGAGUUUUAUGUUUUCUGAAAUUGUUGGUAGUGGUUCUGUUGAUGGUGUGA
Messenger RNA from Fraxinus pennsylvanica, 621 nucleotides. The record is from the annotation of a GenBank genome assembly. Lineage: Eukaryota; Viridiplantae; Streptophyta; Magnoliopsida; Lamiales; Oleaceae.